AUGUACAACGCUCAUCGUGGCAUGGUGCCCGGCGCGCCAAACAACCGCCUGGCGGAGCUGCUGGAACAGGUGCGCCAGGAAUUCGAGGCGGAGGCUGGCCGCGCUGGCGAUUAUGAGAGACAGCUCGCGAACCAGAUUCAAGAGAUGGAGUUGGUCCGGACGAAAGUCUUCCAGCUCGAGCAGUCCCAUGUGGCAUUGAAGACAAAGUAUGAGGAGGACAUUGCUUCUCUGAGGCGGGAGCUGGAAGCUCGUGGCGGCCCCGGCUCUUCAUCGCAUCUGGGUGGACCCCAUCACCUGCAGCAACCACCUCCACCAUCCAUCGGUCAUGGCGCGGGCACACUCUUCGGCGGCAUCAUGGCUGGUGCAGCAGCUCAGGGCGGACCGGGCUUGGCACCACCAUCCCAGGAGCAGUCACAACCUCAAGGUCUUCCGCCGCAUAUGCCUUCAGGCCCUCCCGGAUUAAACCCGCCCCCUGGUCCGCAGCACCAGACGCCCUUCGGUGGUUAUCAACCAGGCCCUGGAGUGAAUGGCUACGGUCCUCAAGGAGCACCACCCGCCGCCUCACCUGGUCCGAAGAACCGGGCGGUAAGAGGACCACCUGGACCCGCAACGCCUCAGCAAUCUCAAGCCGCGCCCUAUCCCGGUUCUCCUCAAGUACCUCGCCCUACGCCUCCACCUGGUCAACCGCAAAAUGCGCUGACAGCGUUCCAGCGGCCGCAUCCUAACGUUGGCAACACCCUCGCCGACCUUGAAGUCGAUCACGUGCACGAAAACUACAAAAGAGAGGGCAACGACUGGUUCGCGAUCUUCAACCCAAGCAUCCGACGCGUGCUAGAUGUCAACCUGGUGCACAAUCUUCCGCAUCAGAGCGUCGUUUGCUGCGUGCGCUUCAGUCUAGAUGGGAGAUAUGUAGCCACUGGCUGCAACCGAUCAGCUCAGAUCUUCAACGUUGAGGACGGCCGGCUUGCUGCUCACCUGCAAGACAGCUCGCUCCCUGAAGAUGGCGAUCUGUACAUUCGAAGCGUCUGCUUCAGUCCAGAUGGUAAAUACUUGGCUACUGGUGCUGAGGACAAGAUUAUUAGGGUAUGGGACAUUGCGAGCCGCACGAUCAAGCACCAGUUCACUGGACAUGACCAGGACAUCUACUCCCUCGACUUUGCCCGCAACGGCCGAAUGAUCGCUUCAGGAAGCGGCGAUCGGACAGUCCGACUGUGGGAUAUCGAGACCAACUCGCAGAUGCUGCAACUUUCUAUCGAGGACGGUGUGACGACUGUAGCAAUCUCGCCUGAUAACCGUUUCGUCGCUGCCGGCUCCCUCGAUAAGAGCGUCCGUGUCUGGGACACUACGAGCGGCUACCUCGUGGAGCGCCUUGAAGGAGAUGUCGGCCACAAGGACAGCGUGUAUUCUGUUGCUUUCGCUCCAAAUGGCAGAGACCUCGUCAGCGGCAGUCUGGACAAGACGAUCAAGAUGUGGGAGCUCACCGCACCGCCGCACAGAGUUCCUGGUUCUGGGCCGAAGGGCGGCAAGUGCAUCAGGACAUUCGAGGGCCACAAGGAUUUCGUUUUGAGCGUCGCGUUGACACCAGACGGUAGCUGGGUUCUCAGCGGCUCCAAGGACAGAGGAGUACAGUUCUGGGAUCCCAACACUGGCGUUGCGCAACUCAUGCUUCAAGGCCACAAGAACUCAGUCAUCUCGGUUGCGCCCAGCCCUCAAGGUAAUCUCUUCGCAACAGGAAGCGGCGACAUGCGCGCCAGGAUUUGGAGCUACCAACCAUACCAAGGGCCGCAGUAA
Coniosporium apollinis CBS 100218 is the source of this 1791-nucleotide messenger RNA. RefSeq lists its product as uncharacterized. Gene Ontology annotation, molecular function: protein binding. Lineage: Eukaryota; Fungi; Ascomycota; Dothideomycetes. Bases 1 to 1791 code for a protein of 596 amino acids. The record is from RefSeq and is a predicted model, not a curated record. The transcript has 8 exons.